CUCAUCACUCAGCUGUCAAGCCCCUUCUGGAACAUCAUCUUGAGGUCGUGAUCAUGGUAGUGAUGGUGGUGGUGAUGAUGAUGAUGGUGGGAUCUCCAUUCAUCUUUACCACAGAGGUUGAUGCCGACUUGGUCUGCAACUAUCCAUUCAGCGAAAAGUUCAAGGACGUUUCGGCGUCCCCCGGAGGGAUCCUCAUCGGCGUUGGGAGCGACAGAGACGUCAAAAUUUGGUCCGGUUGCUCUUGGCGACCGAUGGGGGCGACGUUUGAUCGGAUAUCGAUCGGAGGCCGAGGUCGGGGUGCCGCAACGUCGAGUGGAGACCUCUACGCGUGGGCGAGAAACUACAACAAGUUGUACUACUACCACGGAUACGCGUGGUACCACGUGAUGGAUGGUGUAUUCACAUUCACUGGCAGAGCCCCGGGCUACAUCUACGCCACCAGCUCCAAGGGCGUCGUCUGCGCCAGGGCGUCUGCGCCCAGCAAGCGCCCGUCCUGGUUGACGACCUCAAUAAGUUUCCAGAUCAAUGACGCCAACAUUAAUCUCGUAGGUUGCUCGCCCAACGAAUGCUGGGCCUGCGACGACCUAUACCGGCUGUGGCGUAAGCCCAACGUUGACUGCGCCAACACGACGUGGGUGAGGGCGAGCGGUCCAGACGCUCCGGCUUUGCCCCAGAAAAUAGAGGUGGACUCUGCGGGUGGAGUCUACCUCCACGGAAACAAUGGGCUACUCUACCACAGGGCUGUGAAUGAAACGGCGUGGACUCAGCCAACUCCCAAUGGAUUAUUUCUGUCCUUCACUGUACACGAAUCUAACCUUAUCGAAAUAGAGACCACCGGGACCAUACGUAUAUGCAAACUGUGACACCCUUGGGACAUUGGCAUACUCUUCCACUCACACGGUUAUUCGCUCAACCACCCACUCACUCACCUGUUCGCCCCCUUACCCACCAACUCACCCACUCACUCGCCCACCCUCUCACUCAACCACCCACUCAUGCACCCACCGACUCACUCAACCGCCCACUCAUACACCCACCCACUCACUCACCCACCCACACACCCACUCUCUCACCCAUCCAAUCUCUCACCCAAAUACUAAUCCAGCCACUCUCUCCCAUUCACCCAUCUACUCUGUCAUCCACUCUCUCAAAUCCCACUCUCUCACCCACCCACUAAUCCACUCAUCAACCCACUCUCUCAACCACUCACUCAUUCACCCAUCCACCAACCUAUUUACCCACCCACUUACUCACACACUCACCUGCCCAUUCACCCACUUACCCGCUCACCCACUCAUUCACCCAUCCACUCGCCCUCCCACUCACUCACUCGCCCGCACACCCACUCACCCACGUGACAGAUACGUGGUAGUGGUAAGUCUUUUUAUU
Messenger RNA from Lethenteron reissneri (Far Eastern brook lamprey), 1389 nucleotides. RefSeq lists its product as uncharacterized. NCBI's taxonomy places the organism in Eukaryota, Metazoa, Chordata, Hyperoartia, Petromyzontiformes, Petromyzontidae. The record is from RefSeq and is a predicted model, not a curated record.